Capronia epimyces CBS 606.96 is the source of this 945-nucleotide messenger RNA. RefSeq lists its product as uncharacterized. The record is from RefSeq and is a predicted model, not a curated record. Bases 1 to 945 code for a protein of 314 amino acids. NCBI's taxonomy places the organism in Eukaryota, Fungi, Ascomycota, Eurotiomycetes, Chaetothyriales, Herpotrichiellaceae. The transcript has a single exon.
AUGACUGCAAAGAUCAUCACCGUCUUCGGUGCCACGGGCAAUCAGGGUGGCAGCACUGUGUCGGCUAUAUUGAACAACCCCAGCCUAUCAUCCAAGUACAAGAUCCGCGCCAUCACCCGCGACCCAUCCAAGCCGGCGGCUCAGGCACUGGCAUCCCGAGGCGCGGAGCUAGCCAAGGCCGAUCUCAACGACAUUGCCAGCGUCAAAGCCGCCAUCGCCGGUUCGUACGGUGUCUUCGCCGUCACCAACUACUGGGAGACGACGUCCAAGAGCGGAGAAACGCAACAGGGCAAAAACAUUGUCGACGCGUGCAAGGAACAAGGGGUCCAACACCUCGUCUGGUCGUCUCUGCCGAACGUCACCCAGUUGACGCACGGCCAGCUGUCCAAGGUGGAACAUUUCGACUCCAAGGCCGAAGUGGCCGAGUACGCGGAACGGGUCAAGGGAGACAUGAUCGUCUCGUACUUCAUGCCUGGCUACUUCAUGUCCAACUUGACCGGCCAGAUCGGCCGGGACCCGGAUUCGGGUACGGUCAGCUUGAGCCUGCCCUGGGACCCGACCACCACCUGGGUGCCUGUGAUCGACAUCCAGAAAGACACGGGCCUGUUCACCGCGGGCCUCUUCGAGGCCGCUUCAAAGGCCAACGGUGUCUCUGUCCAGGGCGUGAGCGAAUGGCUUCACCCGCGCCAGAUCACUGAUACCUUGUCCGAAGUCACGGGUAAAGACGUUGUGUUCGUCCAGCAGCCCGCCAGCGUCGAGUCCGCCGCCUCCCUGGGGAACAGGAUUGCCGAGGAGUUGACCCAGAACAUGAUCUUGAUCCGCGACUACAGCUACUUUGGCAAGGGCGCCGAGAAGGACCAGGCCGAGAGUGAUCAGUUUCUAGUCGCUGGCGCCAAGAAGAAUACCUGGAAGCAAUUCGCCGAGACCGCGCAGUGGAAAUGGUAG